UCUGUUUAUGGGUAGCGCUGCUCUGGGGGUAGAGAGCUGCGGCUCGAGGCUUUCCAAGCGGUAGUCACGACAGCUUCAGGCCUGGGUUUGGGCCUGGCGACGGCUCUCGGUGUAGGAGGGAGUGUGCCACCUUCACUGUCCCCUGGGAGGGGUGAGGGAGGUACCAUGGCGGUGGCCGCCAGGAACCUGCGGGUGAGCGACAUCCAGGACCCCGGCUCCCUGUUCGAGCGCUACGGCACCGAGGAGAUCCGGCAGGUGGAGCGGAGGGUCCGCGCUGAGAUCGAGCACAAGAAGGAGGAGCUGCGCCAGAUGGUGGGCGAGCGGUACCGCGACCUGAUCGAGGCGGCCGACACCAUCACCGACAUGAGGCUGUGCUCCGAGAAGGUGGUCAGCUCGGUGCGGGACAUGUACGAGUACUGCACCCGCAUCAAACCAUCCGGGCCCGGCAGGGCACCUCCUCCUCUCCCAGCCAAGCGCAGUCAGGCACAGCAACAAUCUCAGGAGAAAUUCUACAGUAUGGCAGCACAGAUCAAGCUCCUUCUAAAUAUGCCUGAAAAAAUUUGGAGUGCGUUAGAAUCAUCACAAUAUCUCCAUGCUGCUCAAAUGUAUCUGCUGUGUUGCCACAUUCAUAGUAUCCUUCAGUUGGACUCCUCUGGUUCCUACUACAGUCCUGUCCUGGCCCGCUUUCCCAUCCUUGUUCGACAAGUAGCAGCAGCAGGUCAUUUCAGAGCAUCUAUUUUACAAGAGAGUAAAACACUCCUGAAGGGCCGAGCAAUAUCAGAUCAAGCUAUUGCCGAAGCUCUGUGUGCCAUAAUGCUACUGGAAGAUAGUUCACCGCGCCAAGCUCUCGCUGAUUUUCUAUUAGCUAGGAAAUCAGCAAUUCAGCAGUUACUUAACCAACCACACCAUGGUGCUGGUAUUAAGGCACAGGUAUGCUCACUGGUUGAACUGUUAGCCACCACGUUGUAUCAGGCUCAAGCUGUGUUUUAUACGUCAACUGAAGGAAAGAUGCCAGACACUAAACUGACUUGUGGCCUUCUCUUCACUACUUUGGCAUCCAUCACAAGUGAGUCUCCAGCAGGUAUGUAUGGGUUUAUUGAUGUUGGCUGCUAUUAAAAGCUUGUAAAAUGU
Chiloscyllium plagiosum (whitespotted bambooshark) is the source of this 1131-nucleotide messenger RNA. NCBI's taxonomy places the organism in Eukaryota, Metazoa, Chordata, Chondrichthyes, Orectolobiformes, Hemiscylliidae. The record is from RefSeq and is a predicted model, not a curated record.